Cavia porcellus (domestic guinea pig) is the source of this 5553-nucleotide messenger RNA. It is a transcript of the gene Ipmk, whose product is annotated as inositol polyphosphate multikinase. Gene Ontology annotation, cellular component: nucleus; cytoplasm. The transcript is spliced from 6 exons. Gene Ontology annotation, biological process: inositol phosphate biosynthetic process. The coding region runs from base 262 to 1512 and encodes 416 amino acids. Gene Ontology annotation, molecular function: inositol-1,4,5-trisphosphate 3-kinase activity; inositol tetrakisphosphate kinase activity. The record is from RefSeq and is a predicted model, not a curated record. Lineage: Eukaryota; Metazoa; Chordata; Mammalia; Rodentia; Caviidae.
CCGCUGCCGGCUGGGUUUGGUCUCCGGGGCAGCGCCGGGCGGGAUCCGGAGCCGGGAGCCGCGCUCCGCCGAGAGUUGGGCAGGGAGCGCCCACGCCUCCGCGGCGUCAUGGGCCCCCUUCCCGGGCCUCAGCGGGCAGCGGCCGCGGGAACCCCCAGGCCUCCUCGCGGCCGAGCCUGAGCGACCCCCGGCUUCUCCGGCGCCCCCUCCCUCCGCCCUAUUUUCCUGCUGUCGCCGCCGCUGCUACCCCUUUUCUCCGUUAUGGCAACGGAACCUCCAUCCCCGCUCCGGCUCGAGGCGCCCGGCACCCCAGAAAUGAGGAGCCCACCGGCGACCAAUGCCGCCCCCGAAGGCAUCUCGCAGUCGGCGGCCGGCAGGCUGCGUUUCCUCAACGGCUGCGUGCCCCUCUCGCAUCAGGUGGCCGGGCACAUGUACGGGAAGGACAAAGUGGGAAUACUGCAACAUCCAGAUGGCACAGUGUUGAAACAGUUACAGCCACCUCCAAGGGGCCCGAGAGAGCUGGAAUUUUAUAAUAUGGUUUAUGCUGCUGAUUGUAGUGACGGUAUUCUUCUAGAGCUACGGAAAUAUUUGCCAAAAUAUUAUGGUGUCUGGUCACCUCCCACUGCACCAAAUGAUUUAUACCUAAAACUGGAAGAUGUGACCCAUAAAUUUAAUAGGCCUUGUAUAAUGGAUGUAAAGAUAGGGCGAAAAAGCUAUGAUCCUUUUGCCUCAUCUGAGAAGAUUCAGCAACAGGUCAGCAAGUACCCAUUAAUGGAAGAGAUUGGAUUCUUGGUGCUUGGCAUGAGGGUUUAUCAUGUUCAUUCUGAUAGUUAUGAGACACAAAACCAGCACUUUGGAAGAAGCUUAACAAAAGAAACUAUAAAGGAUGGCAUCUCCAAGUUUUUUCAUAAUGGGUUCAGCUUAAGAAAAGAUGCUAUUGCUGCCAGUAUUGAGAAGAUUGAGAAAAUUCUGCAAUGGUUUGAAAGCCAGAAGCAACUUAACUUUUAUGCAAGUUCUUUACUAUUUGUUUAUGAAGGUUCAUCUCAGCCAACCACUACAAAAUCAAAUGAUAGAACUUUGGCAGAAAAAUUCUUGUCCAAAGGACAACUGUCAGACACAGAAGUACUGGAGUACAAUAAUAACUUUCAUAUGUUAAGUUCCACAGUGAAUGGAAAAAUAGAGUCUUCAGUAGGCAAGAACUUAUCCAAGAUGUAUGCGCGUCACAGAAAAAUGUAUUCAAAGAAGCAUCACAGUCAGACUUCACUGAAAGUUGAAAAUAUGGAGCAAGACAAUGGAUGGAAAAGCAUGUCACAAGAACAUUUAAAUGGAAAUGUACUUUCCCAACUGGAAAAAGUUUUCUGCCAUCUUCCUACUGGUUGCCAAGAGAUUGCAGAAGUAGAAGUGCGAAUGAUAGAUUUUGCUCAUGUAUUUCCUAGCAACACGAUAGAUGAGGGAUAUGUUUAUGGUUUAAAGAAUUUAAUUACUGUACUUCGAAAUAUUUUAGACAGUUGAAUCUUUUGCUGCAGUCUUUUAAAGAACGAGCCAGUUGUACUGAAGAGCAGUAGUCAUUGUCUGCAUCUGUAAUGCUGUGUAAAAACUUUGUAUUGUGAGUCGAUGUUUUAUUUGUCUUUAUACUUUUGGUAGAAAGAUUAUCUUUUUUAUACUCUUACUCAGGAAUACUAAUUUGUUCAUUAGAAAACUAUGAAGAAUAAAGAAACAGGAACGUUAAGCAGGGACUGUGGUGGUACAUGGCUUCAACAUCUGUUUGGCUUAAGCAAAAUACAAAUCAUUAUUCAGUUAUAAGAGUUUAUUUAGCUUUUUGUAGCCAAUUUAUCAUGAAAUCUCUGUCCACCCAACCUUGACAAUGAGCCAUAUGUUACCUAUUACAUUAUUAAACACCUUGAAAAAUCUAGAAAGCACAGGUUAAUGUCCUUAGUAUUGGUAUGUAUGAAGUUAUAAAACUGGAGAAAAAUCCUACUUCAGAAAUAAGUACUGUUUAGGUUUUAUAUUAAAAGUUCAGACCAGCAUAUCAAAGGUGCUUCUUAGUGAAAUGGUUUAGAAUUGUGGCAUUCCAAAAGCAGAUUUCCCUUUAGUUUCCAUUUAUCUGUUUCUUUCAAAAUACUGUGUGAAAAAUAUAAUUGAAAUCAGCAACAACAACAACAACAACAAAUGCCUUGCUGUUAAGGGCACUGAUAUUCUUAACAGGGUCAGAAGAAGAGAGGAAAUUAUUUUCUUUUAAGUUCUUUAUGGCAAAAUUGGAAUUGAUGCUCAUUACAUUGUGAGAAGUGUCAUAACCAUGUAACACCUUUUUCUCAGAGGCUUCAAGAAGGUGGAUGAUUGUUGUUUUAUUUUUCCUUUAAGUAAUUUUUGAAGGCUUUCCUUUUAAAAUUUAUAUAUCUAUAUGUCUCUUGUCAAGCAGUAGUAUAAAUAUUUGUUGUAAAAAAUAGUAUUUUUCCAAAUUUAGUUAAACAGUGAAAGAUGGCAUCGAGUUGUAUAAAUGUUAAUGAAAAUACUAAGCACGUCAUACAGUGUUUGGUGCAUUAUCUGUAUCCAUACUUGUACUUCACAGUUAUUUUAUAUCUUAUUCAACAGAGAAAUUGUAAUUUAAUUUCACUAGGGGCAGAAGCAAUGUUACUUUUCCUGGAAAAAUUAGAUUUGAAAGUGUUUUAUUUUACAUAUACUACCUUUUAAAAUAUUAACUAUUUGACACUAAAAAUAUUAACUUUGAAAUUGAAUUUGCAAAUACCUUUGAUGUUAAUGGUGUUAUUACUUCCCCUCUGGUUUACUACAUGAUUAACAUAAGUGGUUGAAUAAUUUUUCUAUAUUCAUGUUUGGACUGGGAGGUGAGUCCAAACAAAAACAACAAAAGUGCUGUACAAAUUUUGUGUUUACUAAAUCUGUUAAACCGGAAUAACUUUAAAAAAUCCAUGAGUCAGUGUAAAGUACUUUUCACAAGGACUUCAUGGUUUUUCUCUGCAGCCCAAGUGAGUUUUGGCUAUAGGGUUUUUGUUCAUUUUUUUGUCAGAAUCAACUUCAAAUUAUAAUUAAUAGAAAAAAAAUUUUAAGUUUUAUGUUUUUUCUUACAAUAUAGACCUUUGUUGUUGUUGUUGUUGUUGUUGUUUCAAUAAUGGUUCAAUAGUAGUCAGAUAAUAAGUACUAUGUUGAAUGUUAAGGCUUUUUCUUAAUAAAGUGUUAUCAGAUCCUUUGCUCAAUAAAGUCUGAAUCAGCUGUUGCAGAUUUUCUUCAUCUGUAUUUGGAAAUAUAGUAUUGUAAAAUCUGUGUCUUACCUUUUUGAUACAAUAGAUCAUGUUUUGUUUUUAAGAAAAUAAAAAGUGCUUUUAUCUUUGUUUUUCAGGGAAAUGAUUAACAUUUAAUUCUUUUUGUUUACAUUUUUUAAUCACUGUUAUCCAAUGCCCAUUUUACCUUACUUUGUAAGUAAGCUUUCAUGUAAUGUAGUAAGUAUCUAUUAUGUAUCUGUGUGUGACUAUUUUAUUAUCUAGUCCUGUCUUUUAAGAUUACCGUGAAAUUUGCCACUGUGGGGAUGAAUGAUCACUAUUCAGCAAUCAUAUUUAAACAUGUAAAUGUUUAAGAAAUAAGCAAAGUAAGGUUAUAGUUUGAAGCAGUAAGAUUAUUAGUCUCCCCCCCAAACAUGAGUUAAUAAUUUUGUGUGUUUCUUAUGGAAUGCACUCAUAAAAAGGACUUUUAAGAAACUGUGGAUGUGAAUAUAUUUCUCAAAUAAAAUUUAAACUGUAAAAUAGUUUUAUAAUAAAGUAUUUACAUUAAUAUUUUAAUAUGAAUGAAAGUUGCAUAGAUUCAAAUAAAUUAAAGUCAAUGAUAAAUGAUAAUAUUUUAUCUAAAUAGUUUUUCAAAAAAACUUACAAACAUGUAUAUUAAAUGGAUGUACCAUGGAUCUUGUGGUAUUUCAAAUCAGUAUUCAUAAUUCUUUGUGUGUUUGGAAAACUCAUACUACUUUGCCUCUUUACACUACAGUUUGCUACUCUGAGACUCUGUUCAACUGAAUAAGAACUUUUGUUCUGAAUAUUGAGUGUAAUUUAGUAUUUUAUGAUUUCAAGAUGAUCUUUAUGUCAUAUCUUUAAGUUUACCAAAUUUAAUGACAUUUGAAAAAAUCAGUUUCCAGAGUUCUUUAAGUUUUCUUCUUUCAUGGAACUAAAAACAUGUUCAUUUUUAGGAUUUGGGAUAUUGUGAGAUGAAAGAAGACUAGAAUAUUGGAAGAUUCCAUUGUGAAAUUGCAGAGAUUUUGUCCACUAUUUUAAAGUAUUGUCAUCAUUUAGCAUUAUUUUCUCUUAGAAUUUGAUUUUUAAAAAUUGAUUCGCUUUAAAAAUUGUUUACAAUGCUUUGUAAUUAUCUUCCUCAUCCAGUGCCUUUGACCUUGGUUUGGUAAUUUGUAACUUCAGUUAUCCUUUCUUGUACUUUCUAUAAUGUUCGCGUAGCCCAGGAGACUUUGUCUUUUUAAAAAUUGUCUCUUUGCUUAUCUGAAGAGGCGGCAGUUACCUAGUGUUAGGGAAACAAGUAGCACUGCCCUUGGAGGCUGGCUUCUUAGUUCAUUCAGAGCACUUAUGGACAUACACCAGGUGCCAAGCACUGUUAGCCGCCUCUCCUCCAAGUAUUGAAUUAGGAUGAAGGAACUAAUAUCAGUGUGAUAGAGAGGUUAGAAGUAAUGUUUUUCUGGAUCAUAACCUUCAUUUGAUUCUUGAAUUCGGAUGGUAGUUACAGAUUACAUGAAAAAGCCUUAAUUUUUCUUACUGAUAAAGGUACGUUUAUUUAUCUGCCCAUUUGUUAUGGUGUUUAAUGUAACAUAACUGUGAAAAACAUUCCAUUACAUAUUCACAAGCGGAUAUUUUAGGCCUCAAUUUUACCUUCAAAUAACCUGAUAUUUUAAGUAUGGCAAUGUGAAAUUAGUUUUUGACUCACAGAUAUAGCUUAAAAUGUUUGUUGAUAUUUUAGGAAGGUUGGAGGCACCAUCUUUUGUUAUUAAAUUGUUACGGAAUAUUGAUAGCAUCUAAGAGGAAAUACUGUUCAUACAAUUAAAUUAGUAUAUGCUUUCAAUUUUAAUUUUAAAUUUUGUUAUUGAGGUUAAAUUUUGGCCUGGUGUUCACAUACAGUAUAAACAAUUAUGAGGUUGAACAGUCUUUAUGAUGUACAAUGCACCUGCAUAUAAAUAAAAAUGGUGUGCACAAAGACACUUUACAUGGGAAUUGUACUGGAAGAUUAAUGAAAGCAUGUGAAAUUGCACCUAAAAUUAUGUUAUUAGUGACAAUGUGCAGUGAUACUUUUUUUUGUUUUGUAUUCCAUGAAUGAAUGUAUUUAGUCACAGUUAUUUUGGUUUAAGUGUCUCAUGUCUUUAGUUUUUUUUUCUUAGUGUGUUUGUAAUUUGUACUAUUGAUGGAUAUUCUUGGACUGCAGGGGUUAUUGUCAAUGUGUAAUUUGUGUUUUAUAGAAUCAUCUAAUGUGGUAUACCAAUUUUUAUAAGUAAUAUUUAGAUAAUUCCAAUAACUGUAUAUUUGACAACCCAUUAAAAUGUUUUUCAUUGGA